Molecule: messenger RNA, 486 nt
Organism: Lactuca saligna
Lineage: Eukaryota; Viridiplantae; Streptophyta; Magnoliopsida; Asterales; Asteraceae
Source: the annotation of a GenBank genome assembly
AUGACAACAAGUGGAUCAGUUGUGUCACGAAGGGCCGUCGAAGAAGAUGAAUAUUUCAAGACUUUGAACUUUAGGGCAGUUCUUUCCUCGAUACAUCCAAUGGAAGAAAAAGCAGAUGUAGCUCAACAGUUAAAGAAGAGAAAAAAUGAUCAAGUUAGUGUUCCACUUGAAAACGUGACCGUCGAGACAAAAAAUGAUAGUGAUAGCGGUGAUCAACAACAAACCAACAUCCCUAAGAAUACUUUAGUCAAAUCAUCCAUGGUUUCAAAUACUGCGUCUAGUCAGGAGGAGGUCGGAACUCCAGACAUCACUAUGAACUUAUUCAAUGAGGAAUCAAAUGUCAACAUGGAUGAAGAGAUGAUCAAUAACGAAUCUACUAUCACAAGUUUCAUUGUAACAUCAACAAUUUUACCACCUCUAACAUCACCCAUUCCUACUUAUGUUCCUAUUUCGACUAUCUCACCAACAUUUUUUGGUGUAAUGUAA